CACCUAAUGAAAGAAAAACGUGAUUCUGACGUUUGGUUUUAAACGAAAUAUCCCUAGACAUCUGCAAUAAUUUUAAAACCCAAAAUAUAAAUUUAAGUUAAAAAUGUCGCUAAUUAGGAUAAAUCCGCUUCGGAUUUUAAAUCAGGUUCCUACCGCUAUUUUUACAAGAAAUAUUCAUGUCACUCCUGCUGCAGCCACGCUGACACCGCGUCAAGAAAAUCGAGUCCGAUGUACAUUAAUUCCAGGCGAUGGCGUGGGACCGGAGUUGGUUUAUGCCGUUCAGGAGGUUUUUAAGGCUGCAGCUGUGCCUGUGGAUUUUGAAUCGUUUUUUUUUUCUGAAGUUAACCCAACACUCAGUGCUCCGAUUGAUCAGGUUGCCAAUUCCAUUUCCAAAAAUAAGGUUUGCCUUAAAGGCAUUUUGGCCACACCUGAUUAUAGUCGAACGGGCGAGUUGCAAACUUUAAACAUGAAGCUACGGAACGAAUUAGAUUUAUAUGCUAAUGUGGUACAUGUCAAGUCGCUGCCCGGAGUCCGGUCUAGGCACACCGGUGUCGAUUGUAUUGUAAUUCGCGAGCAAACCGAAGGGGAAUACUCGGCUUUGGAGCAUGAGAGCGUUAAAGGGGUGGUGGAAUGUUUAAAAAUUGUAACCGCUACAAAAUCUGAGCGGAUAGCGAAAUUCGCAUUUGAUUAUGCUACCAAGAAUAAGCGCAAGAAAGUUACCGCAGUACACAAAGCCAAUAUUAUGAAGCUUGGUGAUGGUUUAUUUUUGAAAUGCUGUGAACAGACAUCAAAGCUCUACCCAAAGAUUGAGUUUGAGAAACUGAUUGUUGAUAAUUGUACCAUGCAAAUGGUAUCUCGACCACAGCAAUUUGAUGUGAUGGUUACCCCCAAUUUAUAUGGUAAUAUAAUAGAUAAUUUAGGGGCUGGAUUAGUUGGAGGUGCUGGUGUGGUGGCAGGCGCUUCUUACUCAGCUGACUGUGUUGUAUUUGAGCCUGGCGCAAGGCAUACAUUUGCCGAAGGUGUUGGUAAAAAUAUUGCAAAUCCAACAGCAAUGAUAUUAUGUGCCGCUAAUUUAUUAAACCACGUUAAUUUAGGAUCGUAUGGGGAAAUGAUCAAAAAUGCGGUUUCUAAAGUGUUACACGAUGGAAAAGUACGAACGAAGGAUAUAGGAGGACAAUCGAAUACUCAAGAAUUUACUUAUGCAAUUAUUUACAACCUAAAACCAGUAUCAACAUAGAAACUAUUAAUACAAAUCAAAUUAAAUUAAGUAAUAAAGGCAUAGUGGACUGUUAGGUUUUAAAACUAGUCUAUUUUACGCUUUGUAGUCAGUAUUUUAGCUAAUUAUUGCAGUGUAUUUAUUGUUAAUUUAAUUGUGAUGUGAUUGUAA
This is a messenger RNA of Photinus pyralis (common eastern firefly), 1387 nucleotides long. It is a transcript of the gene Idh3b, whose product is annotated as isocitrate dehydrogenase [NAD] subunit beta, mitochondrial. The record is from RefSeq and is a predicted model, not a curated record. Gene Ontology annotation, biological process: tricarboxylic acid cycle; isocitrate metabolic process. Gene Ontology annotation, cellular component: mitochondrion. Gene Ontology annotation, molecular function: NAD binding; magnesium ion binding; oxidoreductase activity, acting on the CH-OH group of donors, NAD or NADP as acceptor. Lineage: Eukaryota; Metazoa; Arthropoda; Insecta; Coleoptera; Lampyridae. The transcript is spliced from 5 exons. Bases 104 to 1237 code for a protein of 377 amino acids.